Penicillium riverlandense is the source of this 477-nucleotide messenger RNA. Its product is annotated as cupin domain-containing protein. The record is from RefSeq and is a predicted model, not a curated record. Lineage: Eukaryota; Fungi; Ascomycota; Eurotiomycetes; Eurotiales; Aspergillaceae. The transcript is spliced from 2 exons. Bases 1 to 477 code for a protein of 158 amino acids.
AUGCCAAACACCCCUCACAACCUCCCACAAACCCACUGCUACUUCACAGCCCACGAUGCAUUAGGCAAUGCUAUCUUCUACGACAAACCAGAAGAAGUGAACAUGAAGCCACUGGGGCCAGCCCUCUUCAGUGUCCUCUUCACAACCAACAAGUUUCCGCACGAGUUCGACGACGACAAGGAUGUCGUGUCGUUCCUCAACUACAAGGGCAUCGUGCCCGUCUCAAUGCCCAACGGGACUGUCGUCCGGAUCGUCGAUCUAGCCCCAGAUGAGGCAUCCCCUAUGCAUCGCACAACGAGUCUUGACUACGGAGUUGUGCUAGAGGGUGAAGUCCUCCUCGUCCUGGAGGAUUUGGAUAACGGUCCGAGACGGCUGAUGAAACGGGGUGACGUGAGUGUGCAGCGGGCGACGAACCAUGCUUGGGGGAAGGCUUUGCCGGACCACGGGAUUGGGGACAUUGAUAUGCCAGAGCAAUAG